ACCGCACCCGAAGUCCUAACGCUGCGCGCGCCGGGUGUUAUUUUUCACGCCGGUGGGCGACAUCGUGGCUCCCCUGUCGGCGGGCCAAUCACAGGGGAGGUCACUAAUAUGCAAAUGCGGCGUUAUCACAGUCACGUCAGCAGCAGCAGCAGCAGCAGCGGUGGACGGAGCCGCUGCGCCGCGGUCGCCAGCAGGAGCACAAGUAACAACACAGUCACAACUUCGCCGAUAACGCCGUCCCCGCGUUGACGCCCGGCGCCGCGGUGCCCGCUUCGUUUCAGGGACACAAUUUAACAUGCUGUAGAAAGUGAGGCUCAGUGGGACCAGCUUGGAUCCAGUGGUGUUCCAAAGGUUCCAGUCACCCUCCGGGCUCCACCAUGGACUUCUUUGAUGAUCCCAGCCUCUUUGUUGGAGGCUUGGAAGGGCUGGACGAGGAUGGGUUUUCCUCAGCACCAUCACUUGUGGAUGAGCUGAACCUCAGUGCUGACUUUGAGCCCCUCCAAGUGGAGCCUCUGGGCCCAGGGAAGCACCAGGACGCAAUGCCACCAGUUUCUACCCAACAAGUCAUGCCCACUUACAGUCAACCGAUGGGUCACUACAUUGGCGUUAAGGCGCAGAAUAUUGCAGGGCAGGCCUUUCCUGGUCACGGGGGCACAGUUGGUGGUGGUGCUGGCGGCAUAAUGCCAGAGCAACAUGGCCAGUAUCACACUGCCGCCAUGAGCCAAGUGCCUCAAUCCAAUGGGCUGUUCUGUAACAGCAGCAGUCCAAUGUGGGGCAACCAAGACCAGAAUGGCAAUAUGUACCACCAGAUAUCUCAACAGCAGCCACAUCAGCAACAACAGCUUUGUCAUCAGCAGCAGCAACUGCACAACCAGCAACUUAAUGUCCAACAACAACAUGUACGACUGCAGCAACACCACCCCUGUCAUCAACAACAACAGGAGCAGCAGCACAGAUUGCGGCAGCAGCAGCUGCAACAACAGCAAAGUCAUCAGCAACAGCUGUUAAGCCAGCGCCAGCCCCAACAAAUUACCACGCAGACUAUGCCCCUGCCGCAACCGCAGCAUCACAAUUUCUCUUUCCACAGGGGGAGUCAGUCUCAGGGCCAACAGCAAGUUCUCCAUAGUCACCGGGGGGUUCAGCACCAACUAACUGUCGGAGGACCGCGGUUCCAGCCAAGGGCCCUGCCAAGCAAGCCUUACUUGGAUAGUCAGAAUGCUUCUCUGAGUGCGACUUGCUUACAACAACAACAGCAGCAGCACGGUAGCUACCAUUUGACCUCAGGAGGCCAAGCCUUCUCUGGACCGGGGCUGGAAGACCCUAUACUGCCUUUCCCCAUGAAUUCAUCAUCGAUGGUUCACUCCCUGCCCACGUGCUCAGUCAGUUCUGCAACUGCUUACCAACCAGCCCAGUACCCCGCUUACCCCGGAGAGCCCGAAAUACCCGGCCUCAAUCAGCAUUCUUUGUCCUCGGCCUCAGUAUCUGGGCCCACACCCACCGCCGCUGUACCCCUCAUUUCCGCAGUGCCUGAGCUAUCAGGGACAGUAUGUCAGUUUCCAUCCACAGGAGUUAUGGCUCAACCGCACACUGGGAUCCCGGUUAGCCAGGCAGAGGAAUGUCCUUUCCGGGCCCUACGCUGUUCUGGAGAAAGCCAGGGAAACAGUGGGUCAUCUGAGAUGUUUGGCGAAUCCAUGAGCUGCUACCCCAUCAUGGCCAGCCAGCUGCCCUCUGAACAGCCCCAGAGCUGCGGGGCCAUCGACACCAAUGGAUACCGGGCCUUGGGAGAUAGUCUCCUGACAACGGAGGCUCAGGAUGGAGAUUUAGAGGAACUGGAGCCUCCCGACCUCUUGCCUGACCUACUGCCCCAGCUAGAGGCUGCUCUCAGCCAGCAGGAUGAAUCCAGCUGUUCCUGGUCCAAUUCCAGCUUGGGGAGGGGGCAUGAGCACAGGAAACAACCACCUGUUGAGUACAAGAUAGAGAAGCCCCGAAAGAACUCCAAUGGUCCUGGUAGCCAGAUACGGGUCCUCAGUCCCCCAGUGAAGAGCAGCUCUUCGUCUUCCUCCUCUUCCUCAUCAUCUUCAUCCUCAUCAAGCUCCUCGUCUGAGAAAAGGACGCCGCGGAGGACGCACCAACAGAUGGAGUCAGCUCAACCGGACAAGCAGGAAAAGGCCAAUCGGAUAAUAUCAGAGGCUAUUGCAAAGGCCCGGCAGCGUGGGGAGAAGAACAUCCCCCGAGUUAUGAGCCCGGAGAGCUUCCCCAGCUCUUCGUCACAGCACAAGAGCCACCGUGACCGCGAGCACAAAGGAAACGGCAAGGCACGGUCCAAAGAGAAGGCUUGUAGGAAGGCCUGCAUUGUACCCUCCUCCAAGCCCAAGCAGAGGGCCAAGAUUGGGAAAAUUGUCAUCAAGAUUGGAAAGAAGAAAAAGCGAAAGCCUGAGUCUUCAGAGGAGGAGUCGGACGAUGACCCUCCCCCUCGACACACUUCGAAAAAUGACUCUAAGAGGAGAUCUAAUCGCCAGGUGAAGAAAAAGAAGUACGCCGAGGAGCUGGAGGCCAGGUUGUCAGAUGAAGAAGUCAAGGUUAUUGUCAAGGCCAAGAAAAGCAACACUGCAGCAUCCAAGGAGCCUGCUCUUCAACUCUUUGUAGAGAAUCCCAGUGAAGAGGAUGCUGCUGUUGUUGACAAAAUCAUGUCUUCUCGUGUCAUUAAGAAGGAGGUCUCUCCAGGAGUUGUGGUCGAAGUGGAAGAGUUUUUUGUAAAAUACAAAAACUACUCCUACCUACACUGCGAGUGGGCCACAGAGCAGCAGCUGGUGAAGGACAAGAGGAUUCAGCUGAAGAUCAAACGCUUCAAGAUGAAACAAGCACAGAGGGCACUCUUCUUUGCAGAUAUGGAGGAGGACGCCUUCAACCCUGACUAUGUAGAGGUAGACAGAGUGCUGGAGGUGUCGUAUUGUGAAGACAAAGACACAGGAGAGGAGGUGGUGUACUACCUGGUGAAGUGGUGCUCUCUGCCUUAUGAGGACAGCACCUGGGAACUAAAGGACGACGUCGAUCAGAGCAAGAUUGAAGAGUUUGAGCGGCUGCAGGCAGUCAAGGCAGACUCGCGCAGGGUGGAGCGACCCCCCGCCAAUCUGUGGAAGAAGAGGGAGCAGUCGAGGGCAUACAGGAAUGGCAACAGCCUCAGGGAUUACCAGCUAGAAGGGGUCAACUGGCUCCUCUUCAACUGGUACAACAGACGGAACUGCAUCCUGGCAGAUGAGAUGGGCCUGGGAAAGACCAUCCAGUCCAUCACAUUCCUAGAGGAGAUCCACCGUGUGGGCAUCAAGGGGCCGUUCCUCAUUAUCGCUCCGCUCUCCACCAUUGCCAACUGGGAGCGCGAGUUCCAUACCUGGACCCACCUCAAUGUGAUCGUCUACCACGGGAGCAUGGUCAGCAGGCAGAUGCUCCAACAGUAUGAGAUGUAUUUCAGGGAUGCACAGGGCCGUGUGAUCCGAGGGGCCUACAAGUUCCGGGCUGUCAUCACCACAUUUGAGAUGAUCCUGGGGGGCUGUCCCGAACUCAACGCCAUAGAGUGGCGCUGUGUUAUCAUCGAUGAGGCCCACCGCCUCAAGAACAAGAACUGCAAGCUGCUGGAGGGCUUCAAGCUCAUGAACCUGGAGCACAAGGUCCUGCUGACUGGCACUCCUCUCCAGAACACGGUGGAGGAGCUGUUCAGCCUGCUCCACUUCCUGGAGCCUGCACGCUUCCCCUCAGAAAACACCUUCAUGCAGGAGUUUGGAGACCUUAAGACUGAGGAGCAGGUGCAGAAGCUUCAGGGCAUCCUGAAGCCCAUGAUGCUGCGCCGGUUGAAGGAGGAUGUGGAGAAGAAGUUGGCUCCCAAAGAGGAAACCAUCAUCGAGGUUGAGCUCACCAAUAUUCAGAAGAAGUACUACCGUGCCAUUCUGGAGAAAAACUUCUCUUUCCUGGCCAAAGGAGCUGGCCAGGCAAAUAUGCCCAAUCUGGUCAACACUAUGAUGGAGCUGAGAAAGUGCUGCAACCACCCCUACCUCAUCAAAGGGGCAGAAGAGAAGAUCCUCGAGGACUUCAGGGAAGUUUAUAGCCCCACUGCCAUCGACUUUCACCUGCAGGCCAUGGUGCAGUCGGCCGGGAAGCUGGUCCUCAUCGACAAACUGCUGCCUAAGAUGAAGGCCGGAGGGCACAAGGUGCUCAUCUUCUCCCAAAUGGUGCGCUGCCUGGACAUCUUGGAAGACUACCUCAUUCAGAGAAGGUACUUGUACGAGCGGAUAGAUGGACGUGUUCGUGGGAAUCUGCGGCAGGCCGCCAUCGACCGCUUCAGUAAGCCUGACUCGGACCGCUUUGUUUUCCUACUGUGUACAAGAGCCGGUGGGCUGGGAAUCAACCUCACAGCAGCUGACACCUGCAUCAUCUUUGACUCUGACUGGAACCCACAGAACGACCUGCAGGCCCAGGCUCGCUGCCACCGGAUUGGUCAGAACAAGGCAGUGAAGGUCUACCGUCUGAUCACCAGGAACUCGUACGAGCGAGAAAUGUUUGAUCGCGCCAGUCUCAAGUUGGGUCUGGACAAAGCAGUGUUGCAGAGCAUGAGUGGCCGAGAUAACAGCCUGGGAGGAGGCGCCGGGGGAGGGGCAGUGCAGCAGCAGCUGUCGAAGAAGGAGAUAGAGGAUCUGUUGCGACGUGGUGCUUAUGGGGCCAUCAUGGACGAGGAGGACGAAGGGGCAAAAUUCUGUGAGGAGGACAUCGACCAGAUCCUCCAGCGCAGGACAAAGACCAUCACCAUUGAGUCUGAGGGACGGGGAUCCACCUUCGCUAAGGCAAGUUUUGUGGCAUCUGGAAACCGCACAGACAUUUCUCUGGAUGACCCCAACUUCUGGGACAAGUGGGCCAAAAAGGCUGACCUUGAUAUGGAUAUGGUCAAUGGCAGAAACAGUUUGGUGAUCGAUACUCCUCGUGUCAGAAAACAGACGAGGCCGUUCAGCGCCACCAAGGAUGAGCUGGCAGAGCUUUCAGAGGGAGGGAGCGACAGCGACGACACCAAACCUAAGCUCCGGCGAAACCACGACCGCCUCAACAGCUACGGACGCACGGAGUGCUUCAGAGUGGAGAAGAACCUGCUUGUAUAUGGGUGGGGUCGUUGGAAGGACAUUCUCAACCAUGGGCGUUUUAAGAAGCAGCUUACAGAGAGGGAUGUGGAGUCAAUCUGCAGGGCUCUACUCUCCUACUGCCUGGUCCAUUACCGUGGAGACGACAAAAUCAAAAGCUUCAUGUGGGACCUGAUUGCCCCUACGGAGGACGGACAAACCAAGGAGCUGCAGAAUCACCUGGGUUUAUCUGCCCCAGUCCCUCGGGGCAGGAAGGGUAAGAAGAUGAAGACACAGUCCAGCUCUUUUGACAUCCACAAAGCCGAGUGGCUUAGGAAACACAACCCAGAGCACAUGCUUCAGGACGACGGCUACAAAAAACACCUCAAACACCACUGCAACAAGGUGCUGCUCAGGGUCAGAAUGCUCUACUACCUGAAACAAGAGGUGAUAGGAAGCCAGGCCCAGAAUGUGCUAGACGGCGUGGACUCCAGUGAGAUAAAGAUUUGGGUUCCAGAUCCCGACCAUUCAGAGCUGCCAGCCCUGUGGUGGGAUGCUAUCUGCGACAAGUGUCUGCUGCUGGGUAUUUAUAAGCAUGGUUAUGAGAAGUACAACACCAUCCGUGCAGACCCUACCCUGUGCUUCCUAGACCGCGUGGGACGACCGGAUGAGAAGGCCAUCGCUGCUGAACAGAGAAGCAAUGAUUUUAUGGAUGGGGAUGUGGAUGAUCCAGAAUACAAGCCUGCUCCAGCUCUGCUGAAGGACGAGAUGGAGGAUGAUGCCUCUUCUCCUGGAGACUUAGUUGUCACUGACAACGCUGGAGAUGCAGCUCCAGUGACUGAAGGUCAAACUGCCUUCUGGCCCUCGUCCCCGGUGUUGACAGCCCGGCUGAGGCGUCUGAUCACAGCCUCCCAGCGCUUCACCAAGAGCCGGCAGAUCCUCAGCAUCCACCAGGCUCAAUCUCAGUCACAGUCCCAGCCGACCAUGAUACUGGCUGCUCCGCUUUGCCCACUGCCCCCUACACUCAACGAUACCCUCAAUCCCAAAAUGGCUGCUAAGAUUGAACGCCAGCAAAGGUGGACCAGGCGAGAAGAAGCUGACUUCUACCGGGUGGUCUCCACUUUUGGUGUCGUUUUUGACCCAAACCUUGGCCGGUUCGACUGGACCAAGUUCAGGGCCAUGGCUCGGCUGCACAAGAAGACCGACGAGAGCCUGCAGAAAUACCUGUGUGCUUUUGCCGCCAUGUGCCGACGGGUGUGCCGCCUGCCGCCCAAAGAGGGAGACUCUGCGGCGGACCCGUCUCUCACCAUCCAGCCCAUCACGGAGGAGCGAGCCUCCCGCACCCUGUACAGGGUAGAGCUGCUUCGCCAGGUGAGGGAACAAGUCCUUCGACAUUCGUCGCUCUAUGAGCGCCUCCCGCUGUGCCAGAUGAGCUCUGACUUGCCCGUCUGGUGGGAAGCGGGUACCCACGACCGGGACCUGCUAGUUGGUGCGGCCAAGCACGGCGUGAGCCGCACAGAUUACCACAUUCUGAGAGACCCUGAGCUCAGCUUCAUGGCUGCCCAGCGCAACUACAGCCAAACAAAAGGUGCACAGCAGCAAUCACGCACAUCAACCCCACUCCUCCACCCUCAGCACCAGGCCACCAGCUCAGUGUUGACUGGCUCUCCACUGCCUCCGGUGGCCCAGAGAGACACAGAGCCCUGUGGGGUUGUGCCCAAAGUGGAACCCGCCUCAGAGGGGGAGGAGAGCAGGGAGGAGAGCAGGGAGAAUCGAGGCGAGAGCUGGAGCCCCCCUCGAGCGCCAGCUACUCCCACAGGUCUGGAAGAGAAGCCUGUUUUGGAGACGAGGGACAAUGAGAGGCAAAUGGUGGCGGCACGAACCAAACCCCUCACACCCAACUCCUCAGAGAGGAAACCCAAGAAGGCCAGCAAGAGGGGCCGCAGGGAGGCCAGGCGUGGCUCAGACUCUCACUCGGGGGGCUCCUCCUCCAGCUCUUCGUCGCGCUCCUCCUCCUCUUCGUCGUCCUCCUCUUCCUCCUCGUCACAUUCCGGGUCCAGCUCCUCCUCUUCUUCUUCAUCUUGCACCUCCGGCUCUUCGUCGUCCUCCUCCUCCUCCUCAUCUUCUUCUGAUGACAGCGAAAGUGAGGGAGAGGAAGGGAAGAAGAAAGUGCCUGCAGCAACGAGUGUAAAGGGCUUUGAUGAGGACAGUGUGGCGUCUCUGAGCACAACACAGGAUGAACUACAAGACACCCACGUGGCUGAGAAUGGCAUCGCCCACAACUCCUCGCAUCCUUUCCAGGGAGGAGGAUACAUGCUCGCUGCGUCCUACUGGCCAAAGGAUCGCGUGAUUAUCAACCGCCUGGACAGCAUCUGCCAGGCAGUGCUGAAGGGCAAGUGGCCGGGAACACGUCGGGUCUAUGAGCCUGGAGGCGCAGUGGCCUCCUUCUACACCACCAAGCUGCUGGACAACGCCAACAGCCUCUGCGAGGACCCCUCUGCCUCGCCUCAGGGGUCAAAGGUGACCAAGCAUGUUGCAGAAAACAAGGAGUUCUCAGUAAAACUCAACGAUGAGGGAGGUCUGAAGUUGACCUUCCAGAAACAGGGUCUACCUCUGAAGAGGCCCCUGGAGUCCGAGGAGGGCCCCCAGGCCCAGCAGCAGUACCUGGCCCGGCUUCACGAACUGCAAAGCGCCUCGGACACGGGCCUGGCUGACAUCACCAAGCCUCAGUGCAGCUUUCAGACUGUGCCUCCGGUUCUUACUGGUCAGAUGAGGCUGAACGGCAUACUGGACGGCCAACCCGUCGUCAAGAAGCGAAGGGGAAGGAGGAAGAAUGUCGAGGGAAUGGACCUGCUCUUCAUGAACAGCAGUAGAGUUCCUGCUGUGCCUGAUCAGUUGCCUCCAGGUUGGGGUGGUAUUGGCCAGGUGGGAAUGGCUGCGGCCCCUGCACCAUGCUACAGCCAGAGCUCCAGUCAGGUCCCUGGAGACACUGAGAGCAGGGUCCCGGUCAUCAACCUCAAAGAUGGCACCCGGCUUGCUGGGGAUGACGCUCCCAGGAGGACAGAUCUAGAACAGUGGCUGAAAGAGCACCCAGGCUUUGUAGCUGACACGGGAGCCUAUAUUCCCGGGGUAAAUAAGAUGCAGAUGCAGUUCCACUUCCAGGACGGUCGGCCCAAGCAGAAGAGGCACCGCUGUAGGAACCCCAACAAGAUCGACGUCAACAGCCUGACGGGAGAGGAGAGGGUCCAAAUCAUCAACAGGAGAAAUGCUCGCAAGGUUGGUGGGGCCUUUGCUCCCCCUCUGAAGGAUCUGUGCAGGUUCCUUCAGGAGAACCCAGAGUACGGAGUCCCACCGGAAUGGGCAGAUGUGGUCAAACAGUCGGGCUACCUCCCAGAGAGUAUGUUCGACAGGAUCCUGACCGGACCCAUCGUUCCUGAGGAGGUGAGCCGACGUGGACGCCGGCCCAAGAACCCUCUGGCCAAGGCGUCGGCAUCAGCAGGGUCACCUGCAGCAGCAGCAGCAGCGGCCUCUGCCCUCGGUCUGAACCCCCUGCUGGCCAACGGCCUGCUCUCUGGAAUGGACCUCCCCAGCCUGCAGGCCUUCCAGCAAAACCUCCAGAGCUUACAAUCCCUGCAGCUCACCGCUGGCCUGAUGGGGCUGCCGUCCGAUGCUAGCAACCUGGCCGCAAGCAACUUAGCUGCCAUGUUUCCCAUGAUGCUGUCCGGGAUGGCUGGAUUGCCCAAUCUGCUUGGCAUGAGCAGCAUGCUUGGGAAGCCGGCUCAGGAGGGCACAGGAGGCUUGGAGGAAAAGACAGAGGGAACCAGCAGCGGUGCAGGAGGAGAACCAUCUGCCUCGAAAGCCCCUUCUCACACCUCAGACACCAAAGGAGAAAGGACAGAGAGCUCAAACAUGACUCCUUCCUCCGCCUCCGGCUCCAGUUCCUUCGCCACUGCCCCACAAAGUGCUUCAGCUGCCUCCGCAGCCUCCAGUCACCCACUGUCUCUUAACCCCUUGUUACUCUCCAGUAUGCUUUACCCAGGGAUGCUCCUCACUCCAGGCCUUAACCUCCCUGUGUCUGCCGCACAGCCGCAGGGCUCAAACAGUGACCCCACCUUCCCUCCCGCUCCUCUUCCUUCUCCGUCUGCAGCCUCCAAGUCAUCCCCACGGGAGGCAAGGCAGCCGGCGGCUGCCAGGGAAGAAGAGGAGGAGGAGGACGAGGCGUUAGAAGAGGCUUUGGACAACGAAGAGGAAGAGGACGAGUCGGCUGAACAAAAAGAGAACAGUGGUCCUGAAGGGAAAGCCGAGACGUCUUCAUCCGAGUCCGGGAGCUCGUCCUCCUCCUCAGAUGAUUCAGACUCCAGUGAUGAGGACUGAUCCUUUGAAUAUAUAAUUAUAAAUUUAUUUAUGUAUCGCCUAGAAAUGUAUACAUACAGUAUAUUCACAUAUAUAUGGAUUUUUCCAGCACUUAUGUUGCGAUUUCUUUACAUGUAAAUACAAGAACUAACUAAAAUGUUGUGUAAUAAAGACAAAAACCUUUAAAAAAGGAAAGAAAAAAAAACUGUAAAAAAAAAAGUGACUUAAAAGGAACUGAAAUAAAAUUUCAGUGUUUGUUCACAAGGUACAGUCUUGUUUUGAGACAUUUUGCAUGUCAGACUUGAGUAGAUUUCUGAACUCUGUGAACUUGUACCACGCGAUUAUGUACAAUUGCAACAAAAAAAAGGCAUUAUUGUAAUUAUGUCAGGAUUUAAUUUUAUUAAAAAAGUGAAACUACGUCAACACGCUCGUUGAGCUGUACUAUUAAUAUAUUUUGAUUGUGGGGAACGGGUUUGGGGGGGAAUGACACUUGACAAACACUUUGGUUUCUCUUGUAAAUAUUCAGUACUUUUACAGGUUCGUUGACACUUAUGCUUUGCAGAUCAUGCGUUGGAUAUGUCAGCAAUAACUUGGGCAGCUAAUGAAUGUCACUGAAGCUGUAGAUUCUCUGUCUGCCAUGUUUCCACCCCUAGUGCACAACUCUCGGGCCUCACCCGCCUGUCGCGUGGCUCAUUUUCCUCUCGUUGAUUUUUCGGAAAAAAAGGAAUCGCCCCCGGAAGCCCCUUCUUUCAACAUCGCUGUGAUCUGGGGAGCGAAAGUAUUAUUCUUCAUUUUUUUUAAAUGAAGACCACGAGCUUAAAUCUUUCAAAUAAAAUAAGGAUCAUUAUUUCAUUCUGAGAUUUUCUUUUUCACGUGGAUAUAUGUGAUCUUUGAAACGCUUCACUUUCACCGUCACCUUACAAACAUGUUCCAACAUGUCCAAGGCGCACUUUAGCAACCCCACAGUAGACACACAUGCUCACUCGCACCUCUGUUGAUUGUUUUAUUCUUUUUUUUCUCACAGUGUCAGAGUCUCGUAAACUCACCGAGCUGUGGGGACAGAAAACAACCCUUUUUACUGUGUGCCAAAUAAACUGCCCUUUGACCCGCCGAGGUCCUGGCCGGUGUUUGUGGUGUCCGUUCAGUGGAAAGGUUCAGGAUCUCUCUCGAUGACAUGGAUGAUACUACUACGGCCCCGGCGUAUUUGACUGCAUCUUACCUCAACUGUGCUCAAUGGAUUAGCCUCACUGUGCAAGCGUACAUGUGCGCGGGUGUGUUCUCUCGCUGUCAGUGUGAACAAUGUCCAUGUCGCUGCUGGAAUGUGUGCGUCAGAUGUCAUUUUUUUCCCCCUUGCUUUCGUUCCUUUUCUGCCCCUUCUUCCUACUAAGAGCUUCCACUGCGUGGUUUCGUUUGGCUUGACCUCUCACCUGGUAUCUACGGCUUCCGUACUGUUCCGGUCUGAAUGUCGUGCGUCAAGGAAAAGGAGGGCCUUGUUAGCUAUAGGACUAGUAAAAAAACCUUUAAACGUGACACAUUACAAAUUUGGAGGAAAUCUCAAGUGUCGCGUGCUCACUCUUGUCUCCCAAAAAGUCUUGUAGAAGAUGCAGAGCACAAGCACAGAGUAGUUCCAAGUCCUGGCCAAGGCCGUCGUAAUUUUCAUGGUCAUUUGAAAUAGAUUUCCACGCAGUGCCAGGUGGGGGCGAGUUUCAGGAAGGGCUCAAUAAUAGCAGCUUGUGUCGCCGCGUCACUUUGUCAUUGACCCCGUUCCGCUGAUGACGGGAGGUCCAGCUAGAUGUAGAAGUGCCCUUAUCCUGAACCUCACUGUCCCGCUCACCCUCCCUCUUGUCUAAAGCGAAGCCGCCUCGACCUGUGGCAGCGCGCCCGUGCGUUCUCUUGGUCGUCGGUGCACGUCAUCGUCAGCUGUGACACUGGAAGUUCACUCAUGCCGAAAAUACCUUUUUGUAUAAAAAAACAGAAAAGACUUCUCCUGGCACAGCAGUGCUGGCUCUAGGACUGCUGUUACACAGUGGACUGUUAAGACACGUGUGAUCUCUGAGGGGGGCGGUGGCCUGUGUUUGUUUCGACCGGGGGGACGACUGAAACCCACUGGUCUGGUUAGUUCUGAAGUGUUGUUGUAGCAUUUGUUCUCGAGCGGGUUUUUAAAAACCAGGACCAACCCCCCGCGGUCCGAACACACUGACUGAAGACACGCCUGAGUCUGGUGUUGCUUUUUCUCUUAGUGGUUCCCUUGUAUGCCUGUUCUGUAUAUAGACCCUGUCAUGGGUUUGCUUGCAAUGCAAUUGCAUUUUUUGUUUGUUUGUUUGUUUUAUAUUAUUACUAACAGUAUGGUAUUUUUCUAUAUGUCCAAGCAAAGAACUUAUACAUGCCACUGUCAUUUUUUUUGUAUAUCUGCGCCUCUGCUCUCUUAAAACUCGUAGUGCCCUUAAGCAAACGCCCAGCCACUGCUACUCCCGCUGUAGGUGACUUUAAUGACCUUUGCUACUUUCUGUUGACUCACAGUGAUGGACUGAUGGACUGACGACUGUGCUGAGCCUCCUUAGGACACGCAUGGCAAAACAGUAGAGAAAAGAAACGUUAAGAUUGGACUCUUUGCUUUAAUUUUACUAGUUUCUGUUUUGUUUUUAGGUUGUCCUGUACCAGGAGUCCAAAAGCACUGCUACCACUGCAGAAGCAGUGCUAAACCUGCGUUACACACACGCACACACACACACACACACACACACACACACACACACACAAGUAAACAAUGACCAAUAUGCAAGAGGAAUCACAAAACACACUACUGCUGUACAGGGAGGUCUUUGUUCAGACUUCAUACAUCUUAUCACUGACAUGACAAAACUAGAUUUUGAUUUUUUUUUUUCAAUUUUUGUUUGUUUUUUUCAGCUUGGUAAUAUCCUAAAUGUCACCCUGGUCAGUUUUUUUUUGUCUUUUGAUUUCUUUUUGUUUUUUCAUUUUUUUUCAUUGGACAGUUGUAAUAUUUGCAAGUUGUGGUCUGUGUAGUCGAAAAUAAUUCUCUAUGUAGUGCAGGAAAACACGUCUUAAAAGUCAUUUGUAAUUUAUUGGAUUACUUUCUAUGAAGUUCUAUAGAGGAAAUUGAGGUUUAAUUAUUUUUAUUAAACAUAUUCUUCUGACUAUC
Molecule: messenger RNA, 12612 nt
Organism: Scophthalmus maximus (turbot)
Lineage: Eukaryota; Metazoa; Chordata; Actinopteri; Pleuronectiformes; Scophthalmidae
Gene: chd9
Product: chromodomain helicase DNA binding protein 9
Exons: 39
Coding region: 378-9473 (3031 amino acids)
Molecular function (GO): protein binding; ATP-dependent chromatin remodeler activity; ATP binding
Source: RefSeq, a predicted model, not a curated record